Molecule: messenger RNA, 13784 nt
Organism: Xyrichtys novacula (pearly razorfish)
Lineage: Eukaryota; Metazoa; Chordata; Actinopteri; Labriformes; Labridae
Source: the annotation of a GenBank genome assembly
UUACAGUUACCCAGAAGCAGCUGUGCAUGAAACAGACACAGCUCCAUCAGGCCAUCUCCAAGCUCCACCAUGAGCAGCGUAGUCAUCGGCCGCACCUCAACAACCACCCGGGUGAGUGUCUGCUGUGGACUGAUUAAAAGGAGAUCUGAAUUGCAUGAAUCUGAUGCCCAUGUCAAGAGCUGAAACAUAUUCAGAGAUGUGAAAGAGGGAGGAUCUCAGCAGCCAAAGACUUUUUUUAUUUUACAUCUUCUCCUGUAAAACCUUGUUAUUUUUCUCAUUCCCGAGGCUCAGCUGUUUCUGUUCAGUCUCAGUGAGGUAACAAGAUGAUAUAAUCCAUCUUUGUCAUCAUCAGCACGAUGAAAAUAGAGUCUUCAAUUAUUGAGUGGUUGGGGAUUUUCUAGUCUGUGUGCUCCAGUGGGGUAGGAGAGGGGAGAGAGAGUGUGUACUUCCAUGCACGAGGACAGCACAGAGGUUGAUUCUAAUGUUAUUACACAACUGAAUUUAUAACUAAUGCGUUUACGACCUUAAAGCACCAACUUCUGUGUAGUUUUGGCUUCUUAUCAUUUAGACUAGUUAAACAUCAAUUUUUCACUCCUGCACUCAACAUGUUGCACAUGGACAGUCCUGCACACCUGUGUGCCCCAUAACAUCUUUCUUUAAUUCUAGUGUUUUUGUGGUUAGAUGUUAAAGGCUGUGUCAGCAGAGAGGCUCAUUUGCGGAAGUAGCAAAGUAUCAUGCAGAGACUUGGUGUCUCCACCUUUUUUUGUCAGGCGGAGUUCCUAGCAGAUGAAGGCAGUGAAAAUCAAUGCAUAUUGAAUUACAGUAUAAACAAGUGCUUGCAAUAAAACACCUCCAUCUACAGCAGUUUUCAACCUGAUCUGUCUGUUUGGGUUGAUGUCAGUGGUGCAUUUACAGGAAUGUCACUUUGGGGAGAAAAAAAGGCACCAAGCCUACAAGUUUGAGGGGUCCACAAAGAAGAAGCAAAGAAUGGCUGUUGGAGAAGAUGGAGGCCUUUCUUUUUGUGCAAGGCCUCUGAAGGUCAUGCACAUCAAAGACCUUAAACUUUGUUUUUGGCAAAGCUGUAAUGAGGACAGCACUAGAUCCCCACUUUGGACACACAUGGUGGUCUGCAUGACUGUGGUUGAAUGCUGAAGUAACAGCCACGUAAGUAUGAGCACUAACAAGUGAAGUGAAUGUCUGAGAUGAGCUCUUUGCAGUGGCAUAUGUCAGUGAGUGGGAUACAGCCAGCAAGUCUUUAAAGUUAAGGUGUUGGAAGCAGGAAAAUGGGUGAAUGUGAUAAAGAUUAAACUUUAAUGGGGAGAUGACGGUCAGAGCCUCUCCAGCUGCAGCUCCUCCUGUGUGGUUUUCCUUGUUUAAAGGGUGUCAGUACCUAUUCAAAGUAGGAGAGGAUCAUUGGAGACCAAGGCUUGCUAAUACAGGUGGAGAGCAGAGGCUGGCCUAUGUGGUUAAAUCCAACAGAGGAACUGCUGGAGUUCAAUGAACACAUGAGCGUCAGAUUUGAACCAGGAUAUUGGAAGAGGUUGGCCUGGAGGAUCAUGGCGGCAUUGGUUGGUCUGAAAAUCCCUCUGAUCUUAAACCAAUUGUAGAUAUGUCUGAUCCAUGGUGGCCCCUCACAAGAUCCUUUAAGUCAAGGGAUCUGCUGCUAAUAUCUUGACUGCAGAUAAUGGCGUCCAUGUCUCAUCAGGUCAGGGCUGUAUUAGAGAGUGACGUCUACUGAUGCUCACAGUAUUUUGGCCGACUUGUGUUUAUUGUUACAACAGCUAUCCAUGUCACUACAGUGCAAGAAGAGGCCACCGUGUCCACCUCAGACACUCUCAUAGUCAACUCAUGUUGGUUUAGAGCAGCAAACAAACUGGACGAUAAAUCAUACAAAGUUUCUGCAAUUUAAAGUACAAUUUGAAAAUCAAUAGAUAAUAAGCAGUCUGGUUAACAAACUGAGAGAACCAACAGAAUGAUUAGCCUUAAAAUAACUUACAAACUGUUCAAAGGUUUAAAACUUCAGGAGCAUUUAGUGUCCAGAAAAUUUCAGAGCAAUUGACUAUCUUUUCGUCCAGUCAUGCUCAGAGACUGAGUUUUGACCUGCAUUUAUAGCUCUCAGAUGAAGUGAACUUCACAGUUCUCCUCUCCUCAUGCUUACUCUGCUAAAGCUUGAGGACGUGUGGUUUUGCAGUGGGAUACUCAAAAGGAAGAUGCUCAGAGUCCUGUCCAUUUAGUUUUGUCCAAUCAGCAGUUGGUCUGAGUUACUGUUUGCCAGAUUCGGGCUCUGCAGGAGGUACACCAGAUUUCUGACAGACUUUAGAGCAUGCUCUUGAAAGCAGUGAGAAGAAAUCUGCACGGAAAAUGAGUUAAGUUUGAUACUUACUCAACCACGACAUUCAGACAAUCUGGCAUUCACUACAGAGAGGAACACCUUUUUCCCCCUCUUGUUUCAAACAUGUUCAACCCUGCUCUUUCUGUUCUUUUUUCAAAAUGGAAACAUAUGGGAUUUGUUCACUUUUGCAUUUACCCUAGUGGAAAUAGGAAUAACUGCAAUUGGCUCCCUUUUUUGUAACACUGUAGUUUGCUGCUUGUUCUCAUGUCCAGUGCACCGAAAAAGGUUGGAAAAUAAGUUUGAAUCUUUUGAAGCAAAAGUAGAUCAAUAGACAUCUGUAGUAAGAUGCUGCAGAUGUUUUAUCAGUCUGUGGUGUCUACAGUGUUCUGUUCUACGCUGCAGUCUGCUGGGGAGGAGGCAUCAAACACAAAGAUGCAAGUUGUCUGAACAAACUGGUGAAAAAGGCUGGCUCUGUGGUUGGACUCAAGCUGGACUCAGUGGAGGAGGUGGUGGAGAGAUCUACACUGAGGAAGGUGGAGACUAUUCUAAAGAACAUGGAUCACCCACUUCACAACACCUUGAUGGACCAAAGGGCCAAUGGUGGUGGACGGAUCCUCUCUCUUCACUGCAGGACAGAAAGAUUCAGAAGAUCUUUUGUACCAACAACCAUCAGACUUAAUAGUAGAUGACUGUUACGGACAUAUUAUGUGAGACAACAGACAAUUGAAUUUCCCUUUAGGGAUCAAUAAAGUUCUUAUUAUUAUUAUUUCUAGAAAAAACUCCAAGGCACUUUCUGAAUAAUAUUAAAAUGCCUUUAUUUUAAUGGCAUGGUCAUGUAGACCUUAAAAGCAAACUUCGGUACGUUUUGGCACCAAGCCUUCAUCAGGAAGUAAGAUUUUACUUCCUGAUAAAAGCCGAAACGUGUCAAAGUUUGCUUUUAUUAUAUAGUUUGCCUAUUUUAAUAUUAUUCAGAGAGUGCCUUAGAGUUUUUUCUCUUUUAUGACUUUGUGAAUCCCAUUCCAAAGAACACCUCAGACAAACUCUUUGUUGAGUCCAGUUAGCACUCCUUUCCGUCUGUCCUUUGAGUUUGAAUCCUGUUUGGGAUAAGUUUGAAAACCUGAUAAAUUCAGCCUUAGUUCAGCAGUGCCGCGCAGUUUAAAUCCAGUCUGCAUUUAUCACCAGGAUUCAGAAACAUGUUUAUGCUUCCAGUGGUUUUAAGGACAAACUUUGCAGUACAGAAAAUAAAAAAAUCCACUUUGUUUUGGAAAAAUGAAGCUUUUCAUCAGGAUUUUUCCAGACAGAAGAGUCUUGUUCACAGCACAUGUGAAUGAGAGUGUAUUCAGAUUUUCCAUGAUGCCUAAGAGAGCUCCAUGUCGAUGCAACUUUUCUAAAUUUUUAAACAAUGAAACUAAAGUGAGUGAAGAGCAAAAUGAAAUAUAAAUGCAGGGUGUUCUCUGCUCCUCUCGUAAUCAUAUUUAAGCAGUCCCCAAACAAUACCAGGACAUUUACAGAGCCUGAUGACGUACCUACUGAACACCAGCAGUAACCAGCAGGACAAAUUCAAUGAGGCACCCAGUUAGAGAACGAGACAACCACACAGCAUGUCUUCACUUUUGAAUGAACAACAGUGAGGAGCGGUGUAUGAUUGACUUCCUUUUUCGUUUUGAACACUUUUAAGGCUGCGUUGGUUACUUAAGCUCUUGCACUCUCUCUCUUUUUUUUCCUGAUACUUUCUCACAAAAACUGCAGAAUCUUUUAUUUAUUUUGGACUGUCAAACCAUCUUGUCUUUCAGUUCAACCCUGAGCCAAUACUGCUUUGCCCCCCCUACGUGAAUUUUCCUCAUGCAUGCCACAAACCCACAGAUGUCUGCCCAGGCACCUAGUAUGUGAGUACAGCCCCUGCACCAUUUGAAACAGCUGUGCACGAUUGCAUGUUCACUUUUUAAUCUCCACAGCCCAAAAAAUAAAACACAUCACUACUACUUCACUAACCCGUUUAUUAUUUAGUGUCUGUACUCUAAAUAAUGCAGACAGUAGAGACAGCAGAGACAUUAUAGCUUACAAACCCAUCAUUAAAAAAGCCUUGAUGAUUGACCAGCAGAGCAGCAGAGGAAUUCGUCACCACGGGUCUUUGUUGUGACCAGAUUUUACUUUCUUAUUGACCUCCAGAUGCCCAAACCCGGGGGCAGCGGAGGAGCACCACCUGGGAGUCGAGAGAGCAGCGGGAUAUGUCGAAGCAGCAGCAUCAGCAGCGGUUCAGGUGGAAAGAUCAUGUCCCUGUCGUCUAUGAGCGAGAGUGUGAACAGCGGCCUGAGCUGCUUCCUGUCAGAACAAGCUCUGGAGCAGGAAGAACGUCAACAACGCAGCAGCCAUUUAGCAGAGUAUCAGCGCCUCAGAGAGGUCAGAGCAGCCGCUCAGCUCAAAAACCUGGAGGAUUUCCUCAGGAUGAACCAUGUUUCACUCAGGGACACCAUGUCUUACUCCACAGGCAUGAGCUACAGGUAGUAUGAUCACAUCUCACACAUGCAAACACAUUUUCAUGUAGUCAGGUGGUGCAAAAUCAACCCUUUAGAAGAGGAAAUUUGUGCUCUAGAUGUUCGUAACAUUCACUGAUUAUGCACAAUAGUAAAACUUGGUUAUACAGAUUUUAUCACGUUUUGUGUCUAUUAUCACAACAAAUCAUAGAAAAGCUCUUAUUCUGAUAAUUGAUAAAUCUGUUUCCAGUGUUAAACCUUGAGCAGUGCUGGAAGCAUCUUUAGUUAUUCAUUUACUUGUCUAACAUAGUUUAUAGAUGCCCUGUAUGUAUGUAUCUGGUAAGACAACUGAAACCUAAUUGACCCUUUGCACAAAUUCAGUCGUCCGAAUCUGAAUCCAAAGUGGAACAGAGUUUUGUUAAAGGCACUUUGAGGAGUUUUAAACUGGCUGAUAAACUAGUAUUUAUACCUUAUGCUUCUAUACGACCUUCAAAAGCAAACAAGACUAUCGGCAAUCAGACAGAUAGAUUCCCUGCUGUAAUGUAAAAUACCUGAAAUCACUGUGACAGGAGGGUUUUAGACCAGAAGAUUGGCUGCAGCCUGAAGAAAAAGCAUUUUUUUACUCUCAGUGUGUGCCUGAAAGACUAUAAGACACUACUUGCACUUUCAUUGGACAAGGGAUAAUAAGAGGUAUCAUUUUGUCCGCAUGGGGUGCCAAAACAGGAACAAAUAAAUGUUACUAACAGCAGCUUUAAGGACCUGGUUUUGGAUUUUUCAAAAAUCCCCCAAAAUAAAAAUAUGUGAACCUGCCAGUUUUUCUAUUUUUGAGUGUAAGGACUUUUAAUCCCAUUGAGACUCAUCUUCUCAUAUAAAGAUCAAAUUAAAUUAAAAAAUAAAAUUCUUAUUUGAUCAAGUGAUUCAAAUGCUUGUUUUUCCUUUUUUUUUUUUUUUUUUUUUUUGUUGACAGAAAUUUGGGCAAAUCCGGUCUGAGGGUGUCCUGUCUGGGAUUGGGUGAGUUUGGCAUAUUAUCAGAACAUCAAUGAAACCAAAAAUAUCAAGGGAAGGAUAAAGAAACGACUAAAUCAAAUUAGCACUGUGCAAACUCAAGUCAACUUUCACAAGCACACCGCACACAUACUUUUUCUCACAAAAAUACUUUCUUGUUCUUCUUCAAUCAGCAUCUCUGACCACAGAGGUUUCAGUCAGCUGUGGGAGAAAUCUUUGUGAAGCAAAAUCACUGAAAAAUAAACCUUUCUUAAAAAUCUUUAUUUCACCAAACAUGAGGAUCUGGAGGCAAAAAUACUCGACCCAUUAAACUGUCAGGCUGCAUCACUUUAUUUCUCUAAAAGCCCCUCAGUGCAGUCCACUGUCAGCAGGAGAUCCCAUCUGAAAACACUUAAAACAAUGAUACAGCGAUGAUGAAAAUUUAACUGCAGAUAAAACAGAGGACAUCUAAAAAGGAGGUAUUUGAGUACACCUUAAAAAUUUACUGAACCUCAACUAAAGGUCUCCAUUAACUAAGAGCACCUGGCGUGAACUAAAGACAUAAAUAAACAGAUAAGUUUUAAUAUUUCUAAAUCAUCUGAUAUCACAAAAGAUGUGCAAAUUAUUAUAUUGACAUUAAUUUGUCUUGGUAUAAGUCCCAGAUUAAGUCUGUAAGUAAGGCUGUUUUGUUUUUAUUUUCAGGUACAUGGGUCACUUUUGGAGGUCAGAUAUCUGAAGAGGUAAGAGAGAACAUCUGAACACUUUUAUUAUCUCAUUUCAAGUAAAAAAAAAAUUAAAAAAAUUAUUCAAUAUCUACUCGUCAUGAUAUGAGAUGAGAAAUUUAUUCAGAGGACACCACCAAAACUUUUUUGUCUGAAAGUUGGAAAUAGAAAUAAGAAGCAGCAGCUUUCAGUUUUAGCACUUCAGUUCUUGUUCUUUUGUUUUAAGGUGGCAGAGGAGCUUGUGACUUUGGCGUAUGAGAGCGGGAUCAAUCUGUUCGACACGGCUGAAGUCUACACCGCUGGAAGGUGAGAAACAUAUUACUUUAAAGCUAAAGACCAAGACUGAACACACUUUUCAUUUAUGUCCCACAUAAAAAUGCUCUGUCUCUGCGAUUUACACAUUUUCACUUCAUGUCCGGUGUGUCACAGUUUUAACUUGAGUCCCUCUCUCUCUCGAUGGGAUUGUUGUUGAUACUAAGAGUAAAGGAAAAAAGGCCUUGACUCCAACAUGAUAUUAUUGUUUUACUGCUGGUACUUAUGCUCUCAACCUGAGACUGUAAAAACUGAUGAAAUGUAUAAAACUUCAUCACUAUUUCAAACUAGUUCUCUUUCUGUCUCUUUCUCCAGGGCUGAAAUUGUCUUGGGACGCAUCAUAAAGAAGAAAGGAUGGAGGUAAAGUUUUCCUGAGAUGUUGUCUUUGGUCCUUUGUGUCUCCUUCACUGUUGAAGUGUUAAACUGUGGUGUUUGCACCAUCAUCUGCUUGUUAGUGAUCUUCUCUUCACUCCUAAUGCUCAUGCUUCCCCCUGCUGUAAAUCCUCCCUACUAUGACAAUGUAAAUAAAGGCUGCUUAUAGUUAAAGUUUUGCAUAUAAAAUAACCUGUUUGCCAUCAUUUACAAUGUUUUAUAUAUUUUAUUCAAUAGGAAAAACACAGCUCAGGAGCUGAUGUAAUAUUCAUGUUGUGUUGCUUUUGUUCCUGGAGAAGAGAAAAGUGUUUUUAUAAAAGGAAAACAAAGGAGAAGAGAUUUUGAUCAGAUAAUAAUCUGUACAGAGGAAAUAUUAAAGAAACAUUUGAAAUGGAAAUGAGGGACUUUCAGACAAUCACAAAUGAGCAGUUUAGAGUUUAAGCACAAUGUCAGUAAAUGUGUUAAAAACGACACUGCAGACUUAAAGGGUAGAAAGAGAGAGAGGUGCUCUUUUUACAUGAAGCAGGAGACACCAGUGCAGGUGAACACAGAGUGAAAGGAUGUGAUUUUAAUUCCUUCACUCCUGUGGAUCAUCGUGGGGGGGCCUGUGUUAAGUUUUUGUUCAUCAUUUCAGUCUUGAUUUUUUUUUUCCUUUUUACUUUAAUGUAAAAUAUUGUGAAGAUAGCAUGUAAUCUGACUGCAAACAGAAAUAAAUAUGCGGCAUUGAGUAUCCCGCCAAACCUUUGAGAGAGACUCAGAUGUGGUGGAUAAAUCACACUAUUUUCUGCUGUUGGAUUGUUUGCAGCUCUCACUUUUGGCCCUUACCCUGAUGAAGACCUUCAUGACCAAAGCGGCUUUUUAUUGAUUUAUUGAUCUUCCUCAGUAUCUCUGACUUUUAAUGAAAAAAAUAAAUAAUGCCAAAGUCUGAUUUAUAUAUAUUUUUCUCCUACAUGCAGACGUUCCAGUUUGGUCAUCACAACCAAAAUCUUCUGGGGUGGAAAGUCAGUAUUUGUGAUCUUUCUAUCUCUGCCUGUUUCUCACAUACUAUUAUUGUACAGAGUAAAAAUCUUUCUGGGUUAUUCAGAGGGCACAGUAUUAAAGAUAUGUACCAAAUUUGAGAUGAACUUUGACCUCAUAAAUACAUUUUUUUUGUUGUUUUUCAGAGCAGAAAUGGAAAGAGGAUUGUCUAGAAAACACAUAAUUGAAGGUAAUUUUGUCGUGGCACUGUUUAAAAAAACUGCAUUUUGUUGUGUUAUCAUACAUUUCUAUGAAUCAUGUUUAUAAUUUAAAUAUAUAUUUUUUACAACAUAGGUCUACGAGCAUCUCUAGAAAGACUUCAGCUGGAUUAUAUAGACGUGGUUUUUGCAAAUCGACCAGAUCCAAGCACACCGAUAGAAGGUGGGAGUUUGUUUUUAACAUCAGAUCACACUCUUACUUAAAAACCUUAAAACCAGAAUUUCCUAUCAUUGUUUGGUUGUCCUCAUCUUAUUAGAGCUUUCUCUUUCCCCUUUUUUGACACUGUUCAGUCUAAAACUCCUGACCUGAAGCUGAUUUUGUUGUUGUUGUUGUUGUUAGAGACGGUGAGGGCCAUGACCCAUGUGAUCAAUCAGGGGAUGGCCAUGUACUGGGGGACAUCUCGAUGGACCUCCAUGGAGAUAAUGGUGAGCUCAUGCAUACAUCUCAAAUCAGUCUGCAGAUGUUUCUUUUUGCCAAGAUCCAAAAAAGUACAAGAAAUCUAGACAAAUAUAUUUAGGUUAUAAUGGUCUAUUGGUGGCCAAGUUUCCAUCAGUUUGUGUGCAUCCUUGUUCACCACAUUUAGCUCUGUUUAAGGAUUUCCUUCUUGAAACAGUUAAUGUAUGCACAUUGGAUUCUGCAGGUUUUUAUUUGGAUUGUGUCAGAAAAAUUAGGACGUGCAAAAACUUUGAUAGGGCUCAACUGUUCAGUAACUCUUCCUAAUGUUUGCUGCAGGAGGCCUACUCAGUGGCGCGACAGUUUAACCAGAUCCCGCCCAUCUGCGAACAGGCCGAGUAUCACAUGUUUCAGAGGGAGAAGGUGGAAAUCCAGCUCCCUGAUCUCUUUCAUAAGAUAGGUAAGCAACUGUGUGAGUCUCAGUGAAAAAAUCCAUGUGAUUUAUAUUCACACAUGCUCUCUACUUAUUAAAACUUCCUAGAAUUUUCAGAGAGAGCGUGUACGUGUGAGCCCUGACUUUACCAGGAAUUUUUACAAGCAGCUCCCACAUUAAACUUCUGAGAAAAGUCAUAUGAGGGAAUGCAGAAAAUCAAAGAAGUAUUCACUCUCACAAAAGUGCUCUGAACUUGUGUACUUUUCUGCUAAUGCACUGAUACUGUGGAUUCGUCCCGUCAUGCAAAGAGCAUCAGUAUAAAAGCCAUAACUGUCAUGCUGCUUUGCUGCCAUCUUUAACAUUACACUGGUGCCACUGUGCACCAUGUAUUACCUCUUUUGCUUCGACCCAUCCAACAUUCACACACUAAAGGACAAGAGUUACAUGGGAAACUUUUUUUAGAUUUCAGCAGCAGGCCAUCCUGAAAUUGGAAAUGUUCAUUGUGCAUCUGCUUUUAAGAGCUUUAGAUACUGGUGAGCAUUUUAAUGGCCUUGAUUCUUUUGUGAGUCCUCAGAUUCUCUUUUGAAUGACUCUAUAAAUAUAUGAGUUUGGAUCCUCAUAAUGACCUCUCAGUUCUCCACUGUAAUUAAACUUUAAAUUUAAAAAGCUACAGACCAUCAGCUUUUAACCAUUAACAAUGUGCAUAUUUUUGUCCGUUUCUGUGCACGCAGGUAUUGGAGCCAUGACCUGGUCUCCUCUUGCAUGUGGCAUCAUCUCAGGGAAGUAUAACAAUGGGAUCCCUCCUAAUUCACGAGCCUCACUUAAGGUAAUAUUUUUCCACCUCUUAUGGUCCCUCACAUGUCGGGUUUUUUAUCAUUUACCCCGUCAUUCUUUUCCUACAGAUUUAUGAAGUCCUGGCUGUCAGAGAGCUCCUGCUUUAAUGGUCUGAAAUGUUUACUGCUGCAGCUGUCUAGGCUCCGACCUCCUCACUUUCUGCUGGUUAAAUUUAGAUUCAGAAACUGAGAAAUGAUGAGAUAAAAUCUUGAACCACAUAUAAAGGAUCUGUGGUAGGGCUGAAUAUAUGAGUGCAGAAGUGGUGCAUGGCAAUGACAGAGCAGAAACUGAGAAACGAAAACCUGCUGCACUGGUAAUUGAAGGGCACACGUGGAGAAUGAAAUCAGUGCAGCUAGAAUUGCUUGCUUGAACUAGCUUGCAGACAUUGCUUCCUUUUGAGAGCGGGGACACGUAAAAUCUAGUCUCCCAAUCUAAAACUAGUUAUUUGACCCUAAUAUCUGGAUUCCAGUUAUCAUCUGUGAUUGCAAGAGUUGAAUUGUCCUUUGUUGGUAGAAGAAGAGCCAAAAACUUAAAAGACUAAAGAUGAAAAAUGUAUGCAUAGGCGAUAAAAUGUCUUUAAUUUUAGGAUUUACACUUUGUAUUUUGGGGCAAAACUCAAAGUUGUGAAUGUGAGAGACAAAACUCUGAUUUGCGAGUUAAAAUAAGGUAAUCUGUGAGAUUCUUUUAAGAAAUUUACAUGAAGAUGUUUAAAAUUCAUUGAGAUUAAAGUUUCAAAUUCACCUAAAAACUCUUGGUGCAGUAUGUUUUCUUUUCUUUUAAAAUGCUCAUCUUCUCCUUGCAGAGUCUUAAUUUUGUAAAAUUAGUUUUUUAAAUUUGCUUCAAAAAUUUUCAACUCUCAUCUGUAAAACUGAGCCCCUUUUCUUGGAAUAUAACUCCUUUGUUCCAACUUGAUUACGUUCUAAUUUUUUCAUUGUCUCUGGCACCAGGCACCAUUAUGACAAACGCAGCUGAAUGUUAUAUCAAGAUAUGUUUGUGUUUAUCUUGGACGAAUUUAGGCUUAACCACAUUCCUGUCUCGUGUUUGAUUUAUUCCUCUCUUUUUAAUCUGCAGGGUUAUCAGUGGAUGAAGGAUAAGAUCCUGAGUGAGGAGGGUCACCGUCAGCAGGUGAAGCUAAAAGAACUGCAGGCGGUCGCUGAGAGACUUGGUUGCACUCUGCCACAGCUGGCUAUCGGUAAAACACGACCUUCAUUUCAUGCCCUCUUUAUGUCUUUUUCUGCCACCCUUUGCAGGAAUACUUUAUUUCUUUAUUUCAACUUUAUUUCCGUUGUGCCAACCUGUUACUUAAGGAGGUUGUAAAGAUACGUUUAAAUCUUAAAAACGCAUUACCCAGCAUGCAGUGUGUUUGACUUGAAUGAUGGUUUGUUUCUGUGCUGUGGACUUCCUUUAGCUUGGUGUCUGAGGAAUGACACGGUGAACUCCGUCCUGCUGGGAGCUUCAAAGGUUGAACAGCUGCUGGAGAAUAUUAAAGCAAUACAGGUCAGGGAAUGGACCGAACCAAACUGAUCACAAUUCAAUCAUCACUGCCAACAUUAUACACAUCAGUUUACUCUAUAAGCUGCUGUCACAACCGAGUUUCAUUGAUCCUGACUUUAUUUAUAUUAGGUUUAUUGCAUACUGCACAAACAUGUUGAAAUCUGCACCUCAAAUAGAAGCUGGUUUUGUAGAGUGUUUGUAAUAAGGUAAAUAAAUCGAGUCAUUCUGUCUUUCUCUCUUUUCUCCUGCAGGUUCUUCCGAAGUUAACGCUCUCCAUUAUAACUGAGGUGGAUAACCUUUUGGGGAACAAACCCUUCAGUAAAAAGGACUGCAGAGCCUAGGAGCACCUGUGAUGAACCAUCACACCAUCCUCUGUUCUUGAAUAAGAAGCCUGUGAAUGAGAGACAGCAACACACAUGGGCAUUAAAGCAAUGUUUUAAGAGUGCAGCUAAUAUCUAAUAUCAUAUAAUCUGUUUCUGAGAGGCACAGAAGAAACAAAGUAGAUGUUUCAGCCCUCCAGUCCACUCUCUUGAUCACAUCUACACCUGAUACCACAGUAUAUCCUAACCUCUCAAUUUGCAGUGUACUUGAUCUGUAAGUCCAAACAUCCCACAAAUAAAAUAAGGAUAAAUAGUUAAUUAAAAAAAAACAUUUUUCUGAGCUGAGAUACUAAAGCACCAAAGAAACUAGCUAAAUCCUCAGACUGACCUAUACUUCUCUGCCACAUAUUAAAGCUACAAGAACCUCACUUUGAGCCGACAUGCUCCUCCCAAAGAGGGAAACUGAAACUGGCCAUGCACCAAACCACUGUGCACACGCUGUGGUGCAUUAUUAUCUCGUAGUUGCACUGAACAGUAAUAAAUUUUGUUUAUCAUCCGAAACCACAACAAGGAUGACAUCCUAUAGGCUAAAAAGACAUCAGUGAUUACCAAAACUCUGAUGACCAUUUUUUGUUGUUGUUAAGAUCAGUGUUAACUUUGUAACUUAUCUGCAGGAGUGUGCUGCAGCUACAAAUCCUCACCAUCUCUGUGCAUCUAUCCCAUUUUUGAUGUUUUUUUUCCGAAACACACCACUGACAAACACACAACCAGGUACUGUGAUGAUGCAGCUGCUGCUGACUUUAACAGCUCUCUGUCAAAACCCUGAUUUAUCCUAGUUUGGUAAUAUGCUAAAGACAAUGUUAAAUUAGACAUUUCCAUCCUGCAGCUCAUAAUUGAGUCAGAAUCAACCUCAAAUCCAGCCAAAAACACGGCAGAAGCUGUUCAAAUGUGCUGUUUUUCUUCAGAUCAACUAAAAUGAUCCUGAUUUGAGUUUCUGAUAAGACCCGUGUCUACAUGCAUCUAAAUAAAACCAAGUCUAAUGUGCCAAAAAUAGCAGAAAUAUCCCCUCUGGUCUGCUCAUGUUGUCAAUAAACACAGCUGUACAGUUACUACACACUUCUUACAUAAUGCUCCACAGCACGUCCCUGCAUCAGAAAUAACACACUUCCUCUCUAGUGUUUAGGACUUUCUUUUAUUUUAGUCAACCCCUCCUCUCAACUGGAGCAACUAUCUCUCUGAACGAGGUGUUAACAUGAGGCGUUUUUAUCCUGAUCAGGCUGUUGUCCAAAUUUUAGACGUCCGCAUUAACACGUUAGCGUGUGAGGAGCAAAAACUGGUCCACUCGGAAGCAUUGCACCCAAACUAUAAAAAAAACAAAUGGGUGUAAAACUCUGCCCGCACACUUCCUGCUACAUUUCUAACUUUUGACUCAAUAAUCUGGUUUCACUCACAGCUGCUUAAAGUGCAAAAAAAGCCUAACAAAAUAGAAAAGCAACACAGCCAAGUCAGUUGGUGUGAAUGCAGAGAAACAAACACUUCAGCUCACAGCUGUAAAGACGAUGCAAAUUAAACGCACAAUUUUCGACUAAAGUUUGUCUUCGUAUAUCAAACCAGGAUUCUUCUCUGUUUGCAGGUUGUUGCCUCUGCAAGUUGCACACAUGCAUGUUACAUGUGUGUGCAAUUUUACACAAAAUGCACCAGAAUUAAUGAGCACAAAAUACCAUGACUGCAUUAGCCUUUCUGUUUUAAAGUUGCAGGUAUGCUUAAACAGUGGAAGAGUUAGCUAAAAUCAAUGUUCCCAUAAAACAACCUGGAUACAACUCAGAUCAUUUCACCUGCUUCAUCACAGUGACAUUUACUCUGUUGUUUUAGGCCAGA